Labeo rohita (rohu) is the source of this 1410-nucleotide messenger RNA. RefSeq names its product paraneoplastic antigen Ma1 homolog. The transcript has a single exon. NCBI's taxonomy places the organism in Eukaryota, Metazoa, Chordata, Actinopteri, Cypriniformes, Cyprinidae. Gene Ontology annotation, molecular function: zinc ion binding; nucleic acid binding. Bases 1 to 1410 code for a protein of 469 amino acids. The record is from RefSeq and is a predicted model, not a curated record.
AUGGAUAUCACGCAGACUGUCCAGUGGAGCAGAGAGGAGAAUGUUUGCUCCUCACGUGCAAUUGUGUUGAGCAAUGUUCCUUUGGACACUAGUGAUGACAGUAUUGAGAAAGUGUUGAACACAGUGAAGGUUUUUGGUCGUACUAAAAUCCGUGGUCGCCGUGGUGACGUAACUGGCAACCAGCUGUUUGUUUUAGUGGAGACUAGUACUGACCUUGAUCCAAGUACCUUACCCCCUGAAAUAGGCAUUGAGCAGGAAGCUGGGCCCUGGCGUGUACACUUUGUGGGUAGUCUAUCAGCUGAUGAUCCUACUGCUGGAAAUGACACCUUUCAGAUUAAGUUGUUAGCCUUAUUGCAGCAGGAAGGUAAGUCUAUGGAUGAAGUGAAGGCCAUAGUAAUGGGAGACCAGUCUCCUAAAUCUGACAUCAGUGUGGAUCUAGUGAAUGCCAUAGGUAAAUUAGUAGACAGAUGUAAUCAAGCAUCUAGUGAUGGACCUAGUUACAGGAAAUUGAGGUUGUUCUCAGGCCUGAAACCCGUUCCUCCAGGCGAGGAAGAUUACAAAGUCUGGAUGGAGCAGGCUGCACAAAUGAUCAGUGAAUGGCAGUGCACAGAGGCCGCCAAGAAACAACGCAUUGUUGAGAGUUUGAGAGGUCCUGCUGCUGAUAUUGUCAGGUUUCUAAAAGUGAGUAGCCCAUCUGCAACUGCAAAUGAGUACUUAACUGCCCUUGAGACUGCGUAUGGAACGACUGAGAGUGGGCCUGACCUUAUGGCCAGAUUUUGUCACACCUACCAGGAAAGUGGAGAGAAACUUUCAGCUUUCCUGUACCGCCUAGACAAACUUCUCCACAGAGCCUUGUUGAAGGGUGGGAUUGAUGCAGCUGGCAUAAAUAGAGCCAGAAUGGAGCAGUUAAUUAAGGGAGCACUUACCAAUGAUAUGGUUGCUUUGCGAAUCAGAAUGACUCAUACUUUGCAGAGUCUUCCAUCCUUUUCACAGUUGAUGAAGGAAAUACGUGAGGAAGAACACUGGGUAGCUGCAAGGGAAAAUGUUAAAGCUUCGGUUGCCACUGUCGUCUCUCCCCAGGCAUCUGUGCCAUCUGAAUUACAAAACCUGAAGAAGGAGAUUAAAGAGCUAUCUACCCAGGUGAGUCAGCUGUUGAAUGUGCCUACUGUGACUUGUGCUUCUGAUUUUGCUCCCCAGAAAACACCCAGUAAACACACUGAGAGUGUGAACAGAGACAAUUCUCAAAGACCUAAACCCACCCAGCCACCAGUGCCCGGGAUCUUUUGCUACAAAUGUGGUGAAGAUGGACAUAAGAAAUGGGAGUGCAAAGCACCCGAGGACCUCAGGAAAGUGAACCAGAAGCUGAUAAAGAUGCAUCGCCUGCAGGGAAACUGGGCAGGAGUUCAGUGA